AUGGCAACAAUAGUGAACAUUGCCUGCUCCGAAUUGCUGAAGAACCCCAUUGUCACAGCUGAGCAUGGCAAUGACGGCAACCGAAUUGCAUCAGCAACAGAGACUUUGCAGGAAACGGCCCACCAAUUCGUCCAAGUGCUCAAUGAACGUGCCAUGCUUUUAGCCAACAGUGCACAGUUUGAUACAGCUUUACGUGAUGCAGCAGCCAUAAAGACCAUAUCACCGGAAUCAGGGCUUGGAUAUUUGUGUAUGGGAGACGUGUAUUGUCAACAAGGCCAUCAUGCAGCAGCGAUUUCCAUAUACGACCAAGGCCUUGAAGCAGUGCCUGAAUGCGAUGCCUAUUAUCAGCAACUCCACCAACAUCGAUUGACAGCAGUAGCCAACAACAACAAACGCGUCGAUUUCAUCAGCCGGUUGCCAUUCGAUGUUGUCGUUACCAACAUUAUACCAAGGAUGCAGCCCGAUUUCUAUUCUGAAUCAUCGUGCAAGCUUCUUUACAUGUCACGUGCAUGGCAGGAGCGCAUCUUGCAGCAACCCAAGGGCAUACGGUUCUCCUUUGGCGAGGAAACCAACACAUUCAAAGAUGGCCAUGCGCAGCUCAUUCGAUUUGCUCCCUAUGUCCAGUACUUGGGUGGUUCUCUGGUCGGCGUGCAUUUGGAUGAUCUCUUUUCUCGAGCAAGCUUUUCCAAUCUAAAAGAACUCAGUAUAUUCUGUGGUCCUACAACGCCUCAUGUGCCAUUGAUCCAUGGUCUGAAAUUGAUUGCUGAUCCAUUGACUCGUUUGACUCUCCUUGAAUGCCCUGGUCUUCAAUUACGUGACAUUUUGGAGACGUGUCCCAAUCUUGUAUAUCUCAAAACAAUGGAUGUGGAUGCCGUUAUGCCCUUAUCAUUGUCAUCAAUUUAUCCCAAGAUGAAGCACCUUGUACUUUACCGACUACAACAAAGAGCUCGCACGCAUGAGAAUAUGGUUGAUGUCCUAAGCCGAUUCCCUUCCUUACGUAUGCUAAAGAUAUCGCCAAUGCCUGCCACCACUAUCUUGCCUAUCUUACACAAGCAUUGUCCUGAUCUACAAGCUAUUUCUUUCGAGUGCUGGAGCCCGGAUGUUGCCGUAACUACAACAACUGUUGGAGAAGGGAUUGCAUCAGCUUAUUUGGGCGGCGAGAACGUUCAUUAUCGACAUGACUUGAUCGAGUUCUUAUACGAGCAAAGCAAUUCAUUGGAGGUCUUCCAUUUUCAUGGCACGCUUGAAAUCAACAAUGCUCUUUGGGAAAUAUCAGAUGAUGGGCAAGUUCAACCUCAUACCACACCUUUAAGGGUUGCGAACGACCUGUCAUCUCCAUUAUCAUUCACACGAUUGGUUGACCUUCGGUUUACGAAUACUGAUCCAUCUUCAGGUGUGCCUAUGAUACUAUGGAUUGUAUUGAACGCACCCAACCUCAGCGCCAUCCAUCUCCCUCAUUCCCAUUUUCAACCUGCUGUUGCAAAAGCCAUGAUCAAAUUGAAGUAUCUUCGAAAGGUGGAAGUCGAACAGAACGACACCACAGACGACAUAGAACAGAUACGCGAGGAGCUUCUUGGCGACUUGGAUGACGAUACCAUCGACGACAAUACCAUCGACAACAAUUACGAUGGCAUCCACCAGUUCUUUCAGCAUCACAUUGCCUUGGGGGAUCACUCAACACUCCAGCAUGUGGUGGUGCGCGUGUACUUUGUGAGUGCAUAUCGACAAACAUGGCUGCCUUUAUUAUCACGACUGAGAUGCCUCAAGAUCCUCGAAUUAUGCGGUCGAAACAGCUACACGGAUUGCUUCGUUGCCAAUAAUUGCAAACACAUCUUGAAAAGGAUACGCCGAGACUGUCCCGCGUUCGAAAGGUUAAUCAUCAAUCGAAGAAUAUCCAAUUGGUUAGCACCAUCACCAUCAUCACCAUCAUCCGAGACAUCAUCAUCACCAUCAUCCGAGACAUCAUCCGAGCCAUCAUCAUCAUCACCAUCUGGACUUUGA
Molecule: messenger RNA, 2001 nt
Organism: Lichtheimia ornata
Lineage: Eukaryota; Fungi; Mucoromycota; Mucoromycetes; Mucorales; Lichtheimiaceae
Exons: 2
Coding region: 1-2001 (666 amino acids)
Molecular function (GO): protein binding
Source: RefSeq, a predicted model, not a curated record